GGCGGCGGGACCGGCGGCGGCGGCACCGAGGUGAUCCAGGUGACCAACGUGUCCCCCAGCGCCAGCUCCGAGCAGAUGCGGACGCUCUUCGGCUUCCUGGGCAAGAUCGACGAGCUGCGCCUCUUCCCGCCCGAUGAUUCGCCUUUGCCGGUUUCCUCCCGUGUCUGCUUUGUUAAGUUCCAUGAUCCGGACUCAGCAGUUGUGGCGCAGCACCUGACAAACACUGUAUUCGUUGACAGAGCUUUGAUAGUCGUACCCUAUGCAGAAGGAGUUAUUCCUGAUGAGACUAAGGCUUUGUCUCUGUUGGCACCAGCUAAUGCAGUGGCAGGUCUUCUGCCUGGUGGUGGCCUCCUGCCUACUCCUAAUCCUCUGACACAGAUUGGCGCAGUUCCUUUGGCUGCCUUGGGAGCUCCUACUCUUGACCCUGCCCUCGCUGCAUUGGGGCUUCCUGGAGCGAACUUGAACUCUCAGUCUCUUGCGGCAGAUCAGUUGCUGAAACUUAUGAGUACUGUUGAUCCCAAGUUGAAUCAUGUCGCUGCUGGUCUCGUCUCGCCCAGCCUGAAAUCAGAUACCUCUAGUAAAGAAAUAGAGGAAGCCAUGAAGAGAGUGCGAGAAGCGCAGUCUCUCAUUUCUGCUGCUAUCGAGCCAGAUAAGAAAGAGGAGAAGCGAAGGCACUCGAGGUCUAGGUCCCGUUCUCGGAGGAGGCGGACUCCCUCGUCUUCCAGGCACAGGCGCUCAAGGAGUAGAUCACGGAGGAGAUCACAUUCAAAGUCGAGGAGUAGGCGGCGAUCCAAGAGUCCAAGGCGGAGAAGGUCUCAUUCCAGAGAGAGGGGUCGGAGGUCAAGGAGCACGUCGAAAAACAGAGACAAAAAGAAAGAAGACAAAGAAAAGAAACGUUCUAAAACACCUCCCAAAAGUUACAGCACAGCCAGACGUUCCAGAAGCGCAAGCAGGGAUCACUCUUGGCGGGGCUCGGGAGACCAUAUGUGGUGCCAGGGAUCGAACCCGGGUCAGCUGCGCACAAGUCUACCCGUUCUGGGCCCUAGAGAGAGGCGGCGGCGGCGCAGCAGGAGUGGCUCCCGGUCUCCUAAGAAGCCACGGUCUCCUAAAAGGAAACUCUCUCGCUCACCAUCUCCCAGGAGACAUAAAAAAGAGAAGAAGAAAGAUAAAGACAAAGAAAGAGGAGGCCGAGAUGAAAGAGAACGAUCAACCAGCAAGAAGAAGAAGAGUAAAGAUAAAGAAAAGGAGCGGGAGAGAAAAUCCGAGAGUGAUAAAGAUAUAAAACAGGUAACACGGGAUUAUGACGAAGAGGAACAGGGUUAUGACAGCGAGAAAGAGAAAAGGGAGGAGAAGAAGCCAACAGAACCAGGGUCCCCCAAAACGAAAGAAUGUUCAGUAGAAAAGGGAACUGGCGACUUGCUAAGAGAAUCCAAAGUGAACGGGGACGAUCACCACGAAGAAGACAUGGACAUGAGUGACUGAGACCGCCGCCGAGGGACCCCGCCCGGUCCAUGCAUCAGCGUCAUUCCUGUGCGUGAUCUCUUAACGCUGUACCGGUCAUCUCAACCCUAAGUGUGCACAGCUCUGAGUUCUAAAUGGUUUCUAAAGCUGAUAAUUGAUACUAGUCACUUCCAUCCAAAAGCUUCUAGAAAAUGAUCCGUGGGUAACUAAUUCUUGACAUGGUGAGAUACCAUCGUGUAAAACGGAGCAGUUUUACUAUCCUGGUGCUGCGUCCUUGAAACAAACAAGAAAAGCUGCAUGCGUCUCCAGCAGGCAUGGAUUGUUUAUGUUGUAGGCCCCCCCCCUUUCUUAAGUAAGUUCACUUAGCGUCUUUCUAGAAUUUGAUUCGUUGCCGUAAUAGAGCCAUGUAGGGAAUGCACUGAUUGCAUGUGAAUUGUGGCAGGAAUAUCCUACGUGUCAUUAAUAUCUCCACGAGGGAUCCACUUUUGGUCUUGUUCAUUGACAUGACAAAUUAACAUUCUUUUAGUUAUAUCUGAAAAAAAUGAGCAUUUGAAAUAGAUAAACCUUUCAGCCUUGUGGCUAUAUGUUCGUGGCUUUUAUUUUUAACUUUGAAAAGGUUAUAUAUGCACUAACCUUUUUUUUUUCUUUUGAUGGCUAAUUAGGCUUUACAGAAAUAAGAUAUCAAAUGGCGCUGUCUUUGACAGUGAGUAAAUAGCAUAUUUUGAAAGUAGAGUUGUGUACUUUUUCAUAAAGUGUCUGGAACUUUUUUUCCCAGAAGUACUCAAUUGCACACUUAAACAUCAGUGAAAGUUGUCUGCCCAUCCUGAAUCCACCUGUAAAAGAAAGGCAUCUCUUGUCCUGAUUUUCAAUCCCCCGCUCCCUUAUUAAUUUCUUUUAACCUCAGUGUUGGAAAAAGAGGGUAGUGCAUUUUAAAUUGACCUUCAUAUGCUUUUAAAAUAAGACAGAUCUACUUGAUAAUGUACUUUUUAUUUGAUCUCAAGUUGUAUAAAACCAAUUAAUUUUGUGUUACUGUAUUUGCAGUAGUAAUCUUACGCACAGUGAUUCCAUGUUAAAAAUGCAAAGUAGUUAGUUAGAAAACCGUUUUCUUAGUUACAGGACUUUCAGGCUUCACUUUUGUGCGGUUAAAAACAAAAGUAGGCUACACGGUCUGUGCCAUGUUGAUGUACAGUUUCUGAAAUUGUUUUACAAGACUUUGAUAAUAAAACCCUUAAACUUAUGUUCUGUUCCUGUAAAACUGUAUUUGUAUUUAUUUACGCUAUUGAAUGUAUGACAUUUACCUCAUUCAUUUUACAAAUCAAGUUCUUUCUCCUUCUGACCCACAUUUUAUAAAUAGUAAUGAGAUGAAGUCCGUCAUGAUGGUGAUGAAUUGCCAUCUGCUGGUGUGUUAGUGUCUCCUUUUUAAAGAAGUCUUAGUCUUAAUUUUUUUUUUUUCUCCUGUUGGGUGUAGGAUUAGGUUGAGGAAAAGGCAUUGAAUUUGAGAAACAAUAAACUGAACCCAUCUGUAUCUAGUAAAUUUCUAUUUUCAGUGAAAUAUAAAUAUCUGCCUUUUUGGAAUAGUAUAGAAACUGUCAAUGGUAUAUAUCUACUGUACAAUACUAAAUAGUAUAUUUAUUCAUUUACAAAAUGAGUAGUGUUUUAAGUGGCUGCAGUUUAAGGGGAAAGAAAGAAAACUUGGAAUUGUUGGAAAAUGGAUCCAAGUUCAAGUGUACAUUUUUUAACUUUCAAAAGUGAAAUGCCAUAUAGAAGAGCAGCAUUGUUUUUACAGUUUGUAGUAGGUAACUUUUUAAAGAUUUUAUCGAAAGGGAUUUUGUGUAUAGUAAAACUUCUAGUAGUGGUCCUAAUAAUCACUGCGUUUUCAACAAAGUUGACCGCAAAUGCCAUUUGCUUAAACUUUUCUAGUAGGUAAGCCGAACCAUCUGACAUUGCCAUUUUUGUAAGACAAAAGAAAAGCAAAAUCAUCGGCAGUAUCACAUGGUUUAAACCUAUUGGUCUUUUCCCUUGGAAAUUCUGAAUACGAAGCUACCUUUUCUUAGAAGAGAGUAAGAAAGACUGGGCUGUGAAGUAGUACCACUAAUUGAACGUGAUGAUAGUGAGGAGGGAAUUCACACAUUUGGGGUGACCAUUUUAUGCACAAGGUAAGGUCGCACUGGGACACAAAGCCUUUAACACAGAAAAGUUGAAAUCAAGUGAACACUGCCUCCACGUUGAGUUUUGUUCUGUAUUUGGUAGUAAAAAUGAUUUAAAAAUAAAAGUGGUUUUGUUAGAAAAA
Molecule: messenger RNA, 3751 nt
Organism: Suncus etruscus (white-toothed pygmy shrew)
Lineage: Eukaryota; Metazoa; Chordata; Mammalia; Eulipotyphla; Soricidae
Gene: SRSF11
Product: serine and arginine rich splicing factor 11
Exons: 13
Coding region: 76-1482 (468 amino acids)
Cellular component (GO): nucleoplasm
Molecular function (GO): RNA binding
Source: RefSeq, a predicted model, not a curated record